CAUCACAAAAGUUCAAAGGUCAGAGGGCGCGAGUUCAAAUGUGGCAUGAGCUUCGAUCUCAAUGUUUACAAUCUGCAGAUAUUUAAUUUAAGGUUACAUAGACCUGUCCAAAGCUCAGUUUUGGGAAGAACCUAUCUACAUGACACCUCGAGGACAACCAACAAAUAGAAGAAGUCGUAGUUUUUCUAGAGCAAGGCGAGCGAUACAUUCAGUUUAACAGACACGUUUUGACACCGAGUCCUCCAUCGUACGAUCAGCAGCCUCCCUUGAGUUAUAGUGUCCCAGUGAACACCAUCCAACAUGGAGUAUGAGAACCAAGGUCUGCUGCAUGAAAUGUUUGUGCGGCAAGCAAAGGCAACACCUGAUAAAAUAGCAGUUGUGACGGACAGUGGCAAGCAAGUUACAUUUGCAGAGCUAGACGAACUGACAGAUAUUCUCGCCACAGCUCUUAGGAUCAAGGGGGUGAAACCCAACACCAGUGUGGGGAUAUACCUUGAGAGAUGUCUGGAGUAUACCAUUGCUUAUAUAGCAAUAUUAAGAGCAGGUGGGGCAUACUUGCCUCUAGACCUUGCUUACCCACGACCAUUGUUGGAAGACAUCAUUGCAGACGCAACCCCUGUUGCCGUAGUAACAUUCGAAGGAUUAAUGGACAGAGUUGCAACUGCAGAGUGCGUGUUAACCCUGGAUGAAGGCUGGGCCGAGAGGCUCAAGGAGGAGAACUCCAAGCAUGCCCCCUUCCCGGGUCCCCCAGUGGUCACUCUAGACUGUUUGGCAUAUACUGUUUACUCUUCAGGGACCACAGGGAAACCCAAGGGCAUCCAGUGCCCCCAUCGUGGUGCGGUGUUCUCCUAUCACUGGAGGCACAAUUUUGCACCUUACGAGGAGGAUGACAGGGAGGCCUGCAAUGUUUUCUUUGUAUGGCCCUAUUGUAAGGGUGUGUACCACUAUAAGGACCCCACCUGCAAGAUGAACUGCCUGACUUCAGAGUUGAUCUACUGGGGCCUGACCUCUAUCCUGGGGAUACAGAAGAAGCCUGUCAGAGCAGCGUACAUCAGUAAUGAGUGGGAACUGUACAACAAACUACUACUCAGGACCAAGCUACCUCAACUCUAUCAUUUGCUCACCGAUCCCAAGUACAGGUUCCCCACUGUGGCUCCUGUUGGUCACUAUGGCAACACUUGUUAA
Molecule: messenger RNA, 1185 nt
Organism: Lingula anatina
Lineage: Eukaryota; Metazoa; Brachiopoda; Lingulata; Lingulida; Lingulidae
Molecular function (GO): phosphopantetheine binding; oxidoreductase activity
Source: RefSeq, a predicted model, not a curated record